Camelina sativa (false flax) is the source of this 1445-nucleotide messenger RNA. The record is from RefSeq and is a predicted model, not a curated record. Lineage: Eukaryota; Viridiplantae; Streptophyta; Magnoliopsida; Brassicales; Brassicaceae.
UUGUGUAUUCUCGGCUACUGUGUAUCCACCAGAAGAAGAAAGGUAAGCGAAGAAUGUUAAAGCGAGUAGUCGCCUUCGUCUACUCUGUAUUAGCUUCACCUGCGUCAAUGGAUCCGACACCGAUCUGCAUUCCUCUUGAGCUCCAGAUUGAGAUACUCUUAAGAUUGCCUGUGAAGUCUCUAUUGAGAUUUCGAUGUGUGUCCAAGCUUUGGUCCUCUAUCAUCACCAGCCAAGAUUUCCAGAAACGUUAUUUGAAUAUUGCUUCUUCCUCAUCUCCUCGUCUUCUCAUUGCUUUUGAAGACUUCUACGGAGAAAAACUUACGUUAGUCUCCUCGCCUAACCCAAACACAUCUUUGUCUUCCUCUUCUUCUUCAUGCUGUGUACCUUACGAAGAUUUGAGCCUACGACUAAACAUUAAAGGGAAAAAGGUGUAUAAUGCGGGUCGAGGUUUGAUUUGCGUUGGAGGUUUUUCAAAUGUUGGGAUUUGUAAUCCCAGCAGGAGACAGCUGCAUACUUUUCCCGACUUCGAAUUCAAAAAUUAUCCACAAGUUUUUCCACGCCCCAAGUACAUGUUUGGGUACGAUCCUGUUGGAGAUCAGUAUAAAGUACUUGCCGUUGAUGAUUUGCCUUGGAGAUUGGAGCAUAAGGUUAUUGUAUUGGGAGGAGAAGAAGCUUGGAGAGAGGCUCCGUGUAUCACCUGUCCUCAUAUUAUUCAUACCUGGGGGAUGUAUAUGAACGGAACACUGUACUACGGGGCUUCCAUGAAGGACACUGAUUCCCCGGAUAGUAAUUCUAUAAUUGUGAGUUUUGAUGUUAGGCUUGAAACGUUUAACGUCAUCAAUGUACCAAGCAGACUUAUACCAAUGGGUUUUGAGAAUAUGUGGGUUGCUGAUAAGUGGGCUAUUACAGUUACAGAUAAAACUCUGAUCAACUACAGAGGUAAAAUUGGUGUGGUUGAGAAACCUCGUAAGGGUAGUUUUCGAAUGUGGGUUGUGGAAGAUGCUAAGAAAGAAGAAUGGUCCAUGAACACGUUUCAUUUGCCCCAGUCUGCUGCUGGUGAUGACUUUAACGUCAUGGAUACCUUUUAUAACGGCGAGGUUUGUCUAGUUCCAAAAGAAUUGUCUGAUCCGUUUCGUCUUUUCUUUUACAAUUUGGAUAGGAAAAGCAUGAGAAGUGUCACAAUUGAAGGACUGCCUAUGUCCGAGCUUAAGCGAUUCAGUGACAUUUCUGUGACUGUUUCCGAUUACUACGAGAGCUUAAAGAACAUGAAGUUUAUUUAAGGUUUUUCUUUAUAUAUGCUUAUUUAAUUAUAGAACUUGAAAACUUAUGUUUUGAGAAGCACCAUUAUUUAAAGAUCUGACCUUAUGCUUAAAUUCAUGCUCGACCUGAUCUUUUUGAUCUGACCUUAUGCAAUGGCUUUUUCUCUUUUUCUUAACAAUGUUAAA